Clupea harengus (Atlantic herring) is the source of this 2719-nucleotide messenger RNA. RefSeq names its product zinc finger protein OZF-like. Gene Ontology annotation, cellular component: nucleus. Gene Ontology annotation, molecular function: RNA polymerase II cis-regulatory region sequence-specific DNA binding; DNA-binding transcription activator activity, RNA polymerase II-specific. The transcript has a single exon. NCBI's taxonomy places the organism in Eukaryota, Metazoa, Chordata, Actinopteri, Clupeiformes, Clupeidae. The record is from RefSeq and is a predicted model, not a curated record. Bases 708 to 2300 code for a protein of 530 amino acids. Gene Ontology annotation, biological process: regulation of transcription by RNA polymerase II.
CUUCAGUGAAGAAGGAGAUAAAAGAAGAAGAAUUUGAUGAUUUCCUACAAGAGUAUCUGUCUACAUUUAAGACCGUGGAAGAAAAGCCUGGACUGGAAUAUGAAUGCAAGACUGAAAUUAACCCAUCACCCACCAUGGCCAUGAAAGAAGAAAAGUAUCCACCAAUGGAAAUCAAAGAUGAAGAAGAACUUGAUUCAAGAGAAUAUGGUGACUUUGACUCUUCACCUACAAGUAAGUUGCUUGUUUAUUGUAAUAUGUUAUAAUAAUAGAAUUUUAGAGAAUGGGUAGCUUGUGCUCUACAAUGUGAGACCCAGAAAUACUGUGGGUAUAUUUUAGUCAUGGGAUAAUAUCUGCAGUCUGUUACAUUCAACAGAGAGUAUGCCAUCAUUUUUUCCGAAACUCUGUAGUUCAUGUGUAAAUUCCAAGUCAAUUCCAAGACACUUUCUUGCAUUUCUAGCAAAUAACCGAUAUACAUGUAUACAGUGAAGUAAGUUGAAAGUAUGUUAAGAGUUUUCUGUUGUUUUACCAUGAUUUUUCAGUUUUUUUAUCACAAAUUUUCCAUGUAUGAAAUGUCAGGUUUAUGUUUAUCAAUUGCAUGUUCUUGUUUAGAGGGACUCUUAACUGCUCAAGGGGUUCACAUACUUUCAAGCGGUACUGUACAUAUGAAUAUGUUUUAAAGGCAUAUAUUUGCCUUUAUUGUUGAAAUUAUGUACCAGAUAGAGGAGAAAAUAGAAUAUAUGUCUGACAAAUUAUUUUCUAAUAUUAUAGAAGACGUUCAAAGGAUCCAAUCUAACCAAAGAAGCCAAACUGAGCAAAAAAGAAACAAAGAGAGACGUCACAAACUCUCCCAGUGCAGAAAGACUUCAUACCAGGAACUACAUCAGCAACAGGACACCAGGGAGAAACAACAUGAAUGCUCCCAGUGUUUCAAAACAUUUGCUAGACAUUUCGAUCUUGCAAUUCAUCAACAAAUACACACAGGAGAAAAAACCCAUCAUUGCAGUACUUGUGGGAAGGCCUUUAAUCGAAUGUCUAAUCUCAAGAAUCACCAAAUGAUCCAUACUGGGGAAAAGCCCUAUCAGUGUUCUCAGUGUGGAAAGGGCUUUACUAAAUUGUCUUAUCUCAAGAAUCACCAGAGGAUCCAUACUGGGGAAAAGCCACACCACUGCAUUAUAUGUGGGAAGGCCUUUAGUAAAAUAUCUUCUCUCAAGACACACCAGAGGAUCCAUACUGGGGAAAAGCCCCAUCAGUGCAGUACAUGUGGGAAGGCUUUUACUAACAAGACUGAUCUCAAGUCACACCAGAGGAUCCAUACUGGGGAAAAGCCACACCAGUGCAGUACAUGUGGGAAGGCCUUCAGUCAAAUGACAAAUCUCAAGGCACACCAGAGGACCCAUACUGGGGAAAAGCCCCAUCAGUGCUCUACAUGUGGGAAGGCCUUUAGUACAUUGUCUGAUCUAAAGAAUCACCAGAACAACCAUACUGGGGAAAAGCCACACCAGUGCAGUACAUGUGGGAAGGCCUUUAAUCAAUUGUCUGUUCUCAAGACACACCAGAUGAUCCAUACUGGGGAAAAGCCACACCAGUGCAGUACAUGUGGGAAGGCCUUUAAUCAAUUGUCUGUUCUCAAGACACACCAGAGGAUCCAUACUGGGGAAAAGCCACACCAGUGCAGUACAUGUGGGAAGGCCUUCAGUACAUUGUCUCAACUCAAGUCACAUCAGAGAAUCCAUACUGGGGAAAAGCCACACCAGUGCAGUACAUGUGGGAAGGCUUUUACUAACAAGACUGAUCUCAAGUCACACCAGAGGAUCCAUACUGGGGAAAAGCCACACCAGUGCAGUACAUGUGGGAAGGCCUUCAGUACAUUGUCUCAACUCAAGUCACAUCAGAUGAUCCAUACUGGGGAAAAGCCACACCACUGCAUUAUUUGUGGGAAGGCCUUUAGUAGAAUAUCUUCUCUCAAGACACACCAGAUGAUCCAUACUGGGGAAAAGCCCCACCAGUGCAGUACAUGUGGGAAGGCCUUUAAUCACUUGUCUGCUCUCAAUACACACCAGAGGAUCCAUACUGGGGAAAAGCCAUAUCAAUGUACUUCAUGUGGAAAGUGUUUCAGGGCAAGCUCCAAUUUAUCCAGCCAUCAGAUUACGCAUACUGGAGAAAAACCACAUACGUGUUCUCAGUGUGGAAAGAGCUUUAGUCAAAUGUUUUGUCUCAAGAGACACCAGAUGAUCCAUUCAAAUGGAAGUAGUGUUUGUCAAAGCUUCCUAGACUCACAGCCUAAAAGGCACCUCAUAUGAAGGCUCUGGGCUGACAUGGGGGACGGGGGAACUAAAUGUCUCUCCAUUCUUCUUUAUAGGGAACUGUGUAUUUCUCCUGUUAAACAUUUCUCAUGUCAAAUGUGGAAAAGAGUCAGAGGGAACUGUUGUUUUUUUGACAAAAAAACGUGCAACUCAUAUUAAUCCUGAACAGAAAGGGGUAUCACAUGUAUGGAUUAAGUCAUAAAAGGAACUCACAUCUUCAGAUCUUCACAUUUACCUGUGUGCCAUUUUUAUGACUCCUAUUUCAAAUACUACGAUCAGAAAUUAUAAUCCAUAAUAACGAUGAUAACCAUUGUUAGAUUUAGGUGCUUUGUAACUUUGUAAAUAAUCGCACCAAUAGUUGUCUGCUUCUCACCAAGCUGCUUGCCGAUGGUUUUGUAACCCAUUCCAGCCUUGUG